GUAGGGUAGGAGGCUAUGGACCCGUGGCUUUUUUUCUCCUCUCGUUGACGGAGCCAUUGUUCAGGAAACCGUGAAGCGCAAUUCUGGUCGUGUGUCCUUGUAUUUGAAUCACAAUCGGCCAUACGGCAAUGAAAAGAAAAGUAGUUAAUCAGAUCUAACGAACAAGCUGCCGACGCGACGGGGAUGCAUGGGCACAAUAGCGGAGAGCAGACGCACACUACAAUAAUAUUUUUUCAGGAGACGUUUUUAUUCUAGCCGGGACUUUCUAUUUCACCAAACGGAUAGAAAGCUCUGUUUCCUCAGGAUUCUGGAUCCAUUUUCACUGGAUAGUACCAACUUUUGUGAUGGGACUGUGUGUUGUAAACAUCGCAAAGAUUUUAGUGGCACCAGUAAGUCGAACAUAAUGAAAAUAGAUGCUAAUGGUUAGGAAAGAAAAUGCGCAAAAAUAAUUUUGCACUCAGCUUAUUUGCACAUUGUUGAUGAGUUUGUAAGUCAUUGUCUAUUUAUAUAUUUUUGGUGGCGAUUUUUUGCUGUCACUUGAUAUGCACGUCGUAAUUAAUUUGCCGUUAUCAAACUUAAGGUGAUCACAUGUCCUUUACAAACCCAGCGCGACUUGUUUAUAUUAAUUUGAACAGCGCUGGAUAAGAAUGCACCUUUUGGAUGGUAAUUAUAGUGACAGGAUGGAGCGGGGAACGCCACAGAGGAAAACUGUUUACCGGAUCUCUCUCACUUUAGUGAAAAAAGAAAGCUUGAAUGACGGAACAGGGAAUGGGGAUGGGGGCACAGCACACCGGCGCCUAGAAAACCCCAAAGUGGGGGCUUACCGGCGCGAGGGCUCCGUGGACGUCCAGAGGAGCUGUUUCCUGGAGGAGCUGAAAGAGGUGGAGGAUGAAAACGAUGAUUUCAGCUCACACGGCCACAUGCGCAACUUCAGGACAUUCAGCACAGGGCAGUUGGAGAUUGGAAGGCUCAAAAUAUCUCGGAAAGCACAGCACUUGAACCAAGACCGCUCGCUGGAAAUAAAUGAAAAGGAAACAGGGACUUCAGCUCUGGCAGCAGCAGCAGCAGCAGGCAAACUCAAGCAGGGGGCCUCUGCAGAGGGAGAUGUUCACAGCAGAAAUGGACAGGAGGGGUAUGCAACACAGGAAAUGGUGGGAAUGGACAGACUUAAGGGAGACUUGCGCACCACCACAGAAACCAGCAAAGUAGAUGCAGCCAACGGAGGCACUGUGUCAACCAAGAAACAGGGAAACCUGAAAAUGUCUAAGAGCACAGAAGAGCAGUACUACAUCGCAGCCCACGAGCCUCAGAGAGACGAGGAGCUGAAACCUUCCUCCUCCUCCUCAGGCAGCAAAUCCACAGACGAAGGAGGUAAAGGCAGCGCUAAAUCGUCCAAGCACCCUCCACACACCCCUCAGGCCAAACGGCACCCCAGCCUGCUCCGGCGCAGCUUCAGUUUCCGACACUGGACCGGAGGGGAGUUGCUGCGCCUCCGCGCGCUGUCCAAAGAAAAGCACCACAGCAGCUCUGGCUGCAUCGGCCGCGGCGAGGAUGCCAAAACGCCCUCUGCGGUGGUGCUCCAAAAUCCAGCCUUUCACGAGGACAUUGGACGUGACCUGGAGUUGGCCGAUAAGGACCAAACGUUGGAUAUGGACGACAUCCUCAGAAAGUCGGACCCCGCGGCGGGCCUGAGCCGACGGGAGCGUGCCAAGGGCAAGAACCGCACGCUCGAUAACAGUGACCUGCUGCGUCUGUCGGACCGUCCGCUGGGGGAGAAGGAGGGGUUCCUGCGUUCGGCGGGAGGGCACGGGGGCAGCCAGGAGCGCCGUCUCAUCCGCUUCUUCAGCGGGAUCUUCUCCAAGCGCGACUGCGGACUAGGGGCCACCACCUCCACGCCCGUCAGCAGUCCCAGCAACCGUGGACUCCGCAAGAAGAGGUCCGGCCUAGGAUUUUCCCAGUCCAGCAGCGAGAGUGUCAAUGGCUCCAAACAUGAGGUGGCUCAGAAAGUUGUAGCAACACGGAAGAAGCAGCAGCUGUCCAUCGGCCCCUGCAAGUCCCUCCCAAACUCCCCCAGCCACUCGUCUGUCUGCUCCCAGCCUGUGUCUGCUGUGCACAUCAACCAGACGAGCAACGGUGGCGGCAGUCUGAGCGACUACUCGUCGUCCGUGCCCUCCACCCCCAGCACCAGCCAGAAGGAGCUGCGCAUCGACGUCCCGACGAGCGCCAACACACCCACGCCCGUCCGCAAGCAGUCCAAACGCCGCUCCAACCUCUUCACUUCUCGGAAGGGGAGUGAGCCGGAUAAGGAGAAGAAAGGCCUGGAGAACCGGGCGGACAGCAUCGGGAGCGGACGCGCGAUCCCAAUUAAACAGGGCAUGCUCAUGAAGCGGAGCGGCAAGUCUCUAAAUAAGGAGUGGAAGAAGAAGUACGUGACUCUGUGUGACAAUGGAGUGCUCACCUACCACCCCAGCCUGCACGACUAUAUGCAGAACGUACACGGCAAGGAGAUUGAUCUGCUGCGGACCACUGUGAAGGUUCCGGGCAAGAGGCCCCCCAGAGCCGUGUCUACCUGUGCAGCCUUGCCCAGCCCCAAGACCAACGGCCUGACCAAAGACCUGAGUAAUAUGCAGCUCGGACCCGGCCAAGGCUCGGUAAGCAGCAGCUCGUCAGCGUCUCAGAUGGCCAGCGGCAUCAGUCUGGUGUCCUUUAACAGCCGACCGGACGGCAUGCACCAACGCUCUUACUCCGUCUCCAGUGCUGACCAGUGGAGCGAGGCCACGGUCAUCGCUAACUCCGGCAUCAGCACAGACACAGGACUCGGGGAUUCGGUGUGUUCCAGUCCCAGCAUCUCCAGCAGCACCAGCCCUAAGAUGGAUCCUCCGCCGUCGCCGCAUGCCAACCGCAAGAAGCACCGCAGGAAGAAGAGCACGAGCAACUUCAAGGCUGACGGCCUCUCUGGUACUGCUGAAGAGCAAGAAGAAAACUUUGAGUUUAUCAUCGUUUCGCUGACGGGGCAGACCUGGCACUUUGAGGCGACCUCUUAUGAAGAAAGGGACGCCUGGGUCCAGGCAGUGGAGAGCCAGAUCCUGGCCAGCCUGCAGUCCUGCGAAAGCAGCAAGAACAAGUCACGUCUAACCAGUCAGAGUGAAGCCAUCGCUCUGCAGUCAGUCAGGAAUCUGAGAGGAAACUCCCGCUGCGUGGACUGUGAAGCACAAAACCCUGACUGGGCGAGUCUGAACCUGGGUGCACUGAUAUGUAUUGAGUGUUCGGGUAUCCAUCGUAACCUGGGCACUCAUCUGUCGCGUGUGCGCUCGCUGGACCUGGACGAGUGGCCCCUGGAGUUGAUCAAGGUCAUGUCCUCCAUUGGCAACGAGUUGGCCAACAGCGUGUGGGAGGGCAACGCACAGGGCCGCCUCAAACCUGCCCCGGAUGCAAGCAGGGAGGAGCGUGAGCGCUGGAUCCGGGCGAAGUACGAGCAGAAGCUGUUUGUGGCGUCGCUGUCGUGCACAGAGCUGCCGCUGGGUCAGCAGCUGCUGCGGUCCAGUGCGGACGAGGACCUGCGCUCCGUCGUGCUGCUGCUGGCUCUCGGCUCACGGGACGAGGUCAACGAGACGUGCGGAGAGGGAGACGGACGCACCGCCCUCCACCUGGCCUGUCGCAAAGGCAACGUGGUCAUCACCCAGCUGCUCAUAUGGUACGGGGUGGACCUGAUGGCGCGGGAUGCCCAUGGGAACACAGCGUUGGCGUACGCGCGGCAGGCCAGCAGUCAGGAGUGCGUGGACAUCCUGCUCCAGUACGGCUGCCCGGACGAGCGCUACCCGCUCAUGGCCACGCCCAACCUGUCGCGCCGCAGCCACAACAACAACAACAACAGCAACAGCAGCCGCAACAACAGCUGCAGCAGCACGGGCAGCUCGGCCCUCAUCUGACCGCCGACGCCAACACACUGCCCCCAGCCUUCCCACCUGCCUCCUACA
This is a messenger RNA of Alosa alosa (allis shad), 3977 nucleotides long. It is a transcript of the gene agap1, whose product is annotated as ArfGAP with GTPase domain, ankyrin repeat and PH domain 1. Gene Ontology annotation, molecular function: protein binding; GTP binding; GTPase activity. The record is from RefSeq and is a predicted model, not a curated record. NCBI's taxonomy places the organism in Eukaryota, Metazoa, Chordata, Actinopteri, Clupeiformes, Clupeidae. Gene Ontology annotation, cellular component: nucleus.